AUGGAAGGUUCACCUACCGCGGCCCGCGUUGGGCAUUUCGCUAUCCGUCUGCCACCAUUUAUUCGGUCCCGCCCCGACUUAUGGUUUCAACAGGCGGAAUCGCAAUUCGCAUUAGGCAGCAUCACUUCCCUAUCGACUAGCUACCAUCACAUCUUGUCUGUCCUUUCCGAGGACGUGCUACUCGAGGUCAGCGACGUCAUCAGCUCACCUCCAUUAGAAGAUCCCUACGACGCCCUUAAGCGUGCUGUCAUCAGCAGAGUUCUUCCGUCCGAUCGUCAGCGGCUGCACGAGCUCUUCUCAAAGGAGCCCUUGGGGGACCACAAACCUUCACAGCUCCUGGCACUGUCUGUUACGGAAGAGACAGAUAUUGUGUCAUUAGCUGCCAGAGCGGAUAAGGCAAUGGAGCUGUUCUUCGACUCGUGCAACCCGUCUGCGCUGUCAGCGCUUGAAGGCACACAUGACUUUUCAUCUUCACCAAGCGCUCCUUCCCAGCACCAGUCACAGCAAGCAUCCUCUGUGUCGGCAGCGGAAAGCUCUGACCUGGCCUCGCUACGGGAAGAAGUCCGCCACAUUGCAGACAUACUCGAGCGAUCCGGACCCCGCGACCGCACUUCCUCAGGCCCAGACCGUUCUACUCAAUGUCGUCGUGCCGCACGUUCCCCAACUCCUCCCACUUCGCCGCAACGCGCCGACGCCACCUUUGUUGGUUCCACAGCCGUUUCGGUCGCAGAGCUCGGCGAUGCGAAUCCCCGAGUGCAUGGCAGGGAAACUACGCCGGGGGUUACUUGCGGCGACCGGAAGCCCCAUCACAUACGGCAAGGUCGCCUUUUCUUCAUCAAGAAUCGGUGCGGCAAGCACAAUUUCCUUGUCGAUACUGGAGCCGAGGUCAGCGUCCUUCCGGGCUCACCAUCCGACAGAAGCAGAACGCCCAUAAUGUAUCUCACAGCAGUAAACGGCUCCAAAAUUCCUGUUUACUACCGUCGUACAUGGCUCAAUAACACAGUUUGA
Molecule: messenger RNA, 1008 nt
Organism: Ornithodoros turicata
Lineage: Eukaryota; Metazoa; Arthropoda; Arachnida; Ixodida; Argasidae
Exons: 2
Coding region: 1-1008 (335 amino acids)
Biological process (GO): proteolysis
Molecular function (GO): aspartic-type endopeptidase activity
Source: RefSeq, a predicted model, not a curated record